UAAGGUAUUCGCGAAGAUGAAGCAGAUCGCUGUUGUCGUUUGCGCACUAGCGUUUGCUGCAGUCGAGGCUGCCUUCCCCUUCCCGAACUGGGACCUAGACUUCUGCCCGAUAGUCGAGUCCGACAGCCCAUGGAAGUAUACUUUCUAUCCCGAGGCGGAACGUUCAGCCAUAACCGUCUACCUGACCGGCUGUCGUGACGGACCGUGCACGGAGGAAGGAGCCAAGCGUGUGUUUCCUGACAAUGCGAAAUUGGCGGGUCGACUGUGGGACAUGAUACAAGGGCGAAAGUCUGUCCCCCUCAAUGACCCAAGUUGGUGCUGCUACAAAAAUGAGUCUGGAAAGAGAGUUUGUCCGGGAGAAUAGAUUCGCAUCCAUCGUCGAUUUGAUAUUCAGUAAUAAAUUUGUCUUAACACUA
This is a messenger RNA of Lineus longissimus, 416 nucleotides long. RefSeq lists its product as uncharacterized. The record is from RefSeq and is a predicted model, not a curated record. The coding region runs from base 17 to 364 and encodes 115 amino acids. The transcript is spliced from 4 exons. Lineage: Eukaryota; Metazoa; Nemertea; Pilidiophora; Heteronemertea; Lineidae.